Messenger RNA from Microthlaspi erraticum, 570 nucleotides. NCBI's taxonomy places the organism in Eukaryota, Viridiplantae, Streptophyta, Magnoliopsida, Brassicales, Brassicaceae. The record is from the annotation of a GenBank genome assembly.
AUGGAGGAGAAGAAGAAGAAGAAAGGCGACGAUGAAUCAAGACCGCCACUAAUGGCGUUAAACCAUGUGUCAAGACUCUGCAAAGACGUGAAAAAAUCUCUAGAGUUCUACACAAAAGUGUUGGGAUUCGUGGAGACAGAGCGUCCAGCAUCUCUCGACUUCGACGGCGCGUGGCUAUUCAACUACGGCGUCGGGAUCCAUCUGGUGCAAGUCAAAGACGAAAACAAGCUGCCUUCGAAGAACACUGACCAUUUGGACCCCAUGGACAAUCACAUCUCGUUUCAGUGCGAAGACAUGGAAGCUCUGGAGAAACGGCUCAAGGAAGUGGACGUCAAGUACAUGAAAAGAACGGUCGGUGAUGAGAAAGACGCAGCGAUCGACCAGCUUUUCUUUAACGAUCCUGAUGGUUUCAUGGUCGAGAUUUGUAACUGCGAGAACCUCGAGCUUAAGCCGAGAGAUUCGGGUUCCGGUGAUGCUAUACGUCUUCCGGAAGACCGUCACGCACCUCCUGUUGCUCUUGGUGGAUCCUCCGAGCAUAAGGAUACUAGAGUGCUUCAGACCAAUUCGUAA